Botrytis cinerea B05.10 is the source of this 1517-nucleotide messenger RNA. RefSeq lists its product as hypothetical. Bases 233 to 1195 code for a protein of 320 amino acids. The record is from RefSeq and is a predicted model, not a curated record. NCBI's taxonomy places the organism in Eukaryota, Fungi, Ascomycota, Leotiomycetes, Helotiales, Sclerotiniaceae. The transcript has 2 exons.
GACGUGACUACCUAUUUCGCAGCUAAUAUUUACUUUCCUUUCUUCACCAACUGGUUUGGCUGCCUUACAUUCUUUAUUGUAGUUCUAUCUUGUUUAUUGACCCUAUUUCGACUUUUUGACAAAGAUUAUAUUCUAUACCAACUUUUAACAACAUUUUCGAUUCUUCGAUUGCCGGUUCAACCAUCUUUUACACAAUAUACUUUCAACUUAUCACCAAUCAACGACUAUCAUCAUGUCUUCAAACCAAAUGAACACCCAAGUGGCAUCAUCCACAUACGUUCCAGUCGACGUAGCCCAACGACAUGAAUAUGGCAUCCAGAAGAACCGCAAAAGUGCUUCUACUGGUGGCGGCAGAGCUUGGAGUGAGGAUGAGGAAGUUUAUCUUCUUCAAACUCGUCUUCAGAAGAUGCCUUAUAAGCAUAUCGCUUCUCAUUUGAAAAAGACGGAAUUGGCUUGCCGUCUUCACUAUCAUCAAUUAUCUCAUGGAAGCAACCGCCGCAAGCGUACCAAUUCUGUGACUUCUUCCGGUAGCUCCAAUUCAGAGUCUUCGACUUUACCUCUCCGAAUGCCAUCUCCAAUUGACGAUGUUACCCACCUCCGAGCCAUAUCACCCGUCUACAAUUACUCACCACAGUCACCUCAACACGUUCAACUCCCAUCUGCAUCUUCACUUCUAUCCCGCUCAGCUUCCAACAGCCCUUCUCGAACUCUCGGUCACCCCAUUGCUAUUCUCCCAAAGCCAACCCCUUCUCGACAUGCGAUUACCGAUUCUCCCUUGGAUCAAGCUGCUCUCCGCCUCGAUUGCAUCAUGACUUCCACCCCAGUCACUGUUGCCAGCGUUGACAAAGAGCGUCUUCGUCGUGUAUACGAAGCUCAUCGUAACUCUUUCUGGAAUGUCAUCGCAUCUGAGUAUGGCGGAGGUGUUUCUUCCCUUUUGCUCGAGGAAACCUGGAAGCAAGGUGUCGCUUCCAACGGACCACCAACCCCAUGUGUCUCUCCAGAAAUGCCAAAUCUCAACCGAGCAAGCUACCAUCACUACAACAGCCAAGCCCCUCAAAGAUUACCUUCACCAAGCCAAGAAGCCAAGAACAACGCUACCAGUAUCUCGGCACUUCUCGGUAUUGAUGCCAGUCCCCGUAGUCCUAAGGAAAGAGAGAUGAUCAAAAGAUUGGAGGAGAGUAGGGAGAUGUGUUAGAUAACUUUUUCUUUCUUCAACAUUUAUAUCUAUUCACGAUUUCACUCGUCGGGUGGUGCGCAGGAAAUGGUAAUUUUAUUGGCAUGACAUGAAUUGGAUGAUGGUCAGGAGACAGGAUUUCGAGCUCUACGUUGGAUAUGGUUUGGGGAACAGAGGGUAUCUACACGAUGAUCUAUUCUUCUCGGCGCAAGGAAGGGGAGUUAUGGGGCAUUCGUUCAAAUCCAUCUAUCAACCCUUUCCAGUAGGGUAUUUUGUAUAGCGCAGUAGCAAGCUUUGAUCGCAAUAACGCGAAACCUGAAAAUACUUUUGAAUUUCAAAUCCA